Molecule: messenger RNA, 2574 nt
Organism: Taeniopygia guttata (zebra finch)
Lineage: Eukaryota; Metazoa; Chordata; Aves; Passeriformes; Estrildidae
Gene: KEAP1
Product: kelch like ECH associated protein 1
Molecular function (GO): protein binding
Source: RefSeq, a predicted model, not a curated record
AGAGAGGGGGGAGGUCUCGGUGACACCGUGGGGUCACGGAGGGGCUACCGGGGACCCUCCCGGUGCCGUCACCGGUCCCGGGGAGACUUUUAUUGCGGUGAAGGGCGUGUCCGUGACGUCACAGGGCGUGUCCCGGGGCUCUUAUCGCGACAGGGGCUCCGAGCGCUGCUUAGUCACGGCCCCCCCCCCAUCCCCCCCGGUCCCGGGGCCGCGGCGUGAACCGGCAGCCCCACACCGCCCCACACCGCCCGCAGACCUCUCCCCAUCCCGCCGCCAUGUCCGGCCCGUCGCCGCCGCUCCGGGACUGCGGGGCCGAGGAGCUGCUGCCGCCCCCAUCAUCCUCAUCCUCCUCAUCCUCCUCCUCCUCCUCGUGCUGCCGGUACCCGCGGCCCGAGCACCCCGCGGCCGCGCUGGCCGCCAUGAACCGGCUGCGGCUGGAGGGCCAGCUCUGCGAUGUGACGCUGCGGCUGCGGCCGCACACCGAGCUGCGGGCGCACCGCGUGGUGCUGGCGGCCGCCAGCCCCGUGUUCCGCGCCAUGUUCACGGGCGGGCUGCGGGAGCGCGGCCAGGCCGAGGUGCCCAUCGAGGGCGUGCAGCCGCGGGCCAUGGAGCGCCUGGUGGAGUUCGCCUACACGGCGGCCGUGGCGGUGGGCGAGCGCUGCGUGCUGCCGCUGCUGCACGGGGCGCUCAUGUACCAGGUGGACGCCGUGGUCAGCGCCUGCUGCGCCUUCCUCGGGGGGCAGCUGCACCCCAGCAACGCCAUCGGCAUCGCCGCGCUGGCCGAGCGCCUGGGCUGCCUGGAGCUGCAGCAGAAGGCCCAGCAGUACAUCUACAUGAACUUCGCUGAGGUCUCGAAGCAGGAGGAGUUCCUCUCCCUGUCCCACUGCCAGCUGGCCUCGCUGCUGAGCCGGGACGAGCUGAACGUGCGCUGUGAGUCCGAGGUGUUCCAGGCGUGCGUGGCGUGGGUGCAGCAGGAGCGGGCGGCGCGGGCGCCGUUGCUGCCGUUGCUGCUGCGCGCCGUGCGCUGCCACGCGCUGACGCCGCGCUUCCUCCGCGCCCAACUGCGCCGCCGCCGCGAGCUGGGCCGCGACGCCCUGCGCUACCUGGGCCGCGUGUUCCGCGAGCUGGCCCUGCACCGGCCCUGCGGGGACCGCCCGCCCGGCAGGAGCCCCAGGGCGCGGCAGCUGAUCUACGCGGCCGGCGGGUACCUGCGGCGCUCGCUGGGCACGCUGGAGGCCUUCGACCCCGAGCGCGGCUCCUGGCUGCGGCUGGCGGCGCUGGAGCCGCCGCGCUCGGGGCUGGGCGGCUGCGCCGUCGGGGGGCUGUUCUACGCCGUGGGGGGCAGGAACAACUCGCCCCAGGGCAACACGGACUCGGCGGCCGUGGACUGCUACAACCCCGUCAGCGGGCGCUGGGCGCCCUGCGCGCCCAUGAGCGUGCCCAGGAACCGCAUCGGCGUGGGCGUCAUCGACGGGCUCAUCUACGCCGUGGGGGGGUCCCACGGCUGCACGCACCACUGCUCGGUGGAGAGGUACGAGCCCGAGCGGGACGAGUGGGCGCAGGUGGCGCCGAUGGGGACGCGGCGCAUCGGGCUGGGGGUGGCGGUGCUGCACCGGCUCCUCUACGCCGUGGGCGGCUUCGACGGCAGCGCCCGACUGCGCUCGGCCGAGCGGUACCACCCCGAGCGGGACCGGUGGCAGAACAUCGCCCCCAUGAACAGCGUGCGCAGCGGCGCGGGGGUGUGCGCCCUGGGGAACUGCCUGUACGCCAUGGGGGGGUACGACGGCACGCAGCAGCUGCGCAGCGCCGAGCGCUUCCGCGCCGACACCGGCACCUGGAGCUUCGUGGCACCCAUGGGACACCGGCGCAGCGCCCUGGGCGUGGCGGCCUUCGGGGGCAGGAUCUACGUGCUGGGGGGCUACGAUGGCCGCUCGUUCCUGCAGUCGGUGGAGUGCUACGACCCCGCGGCCGACGCCUGGACCGAGCUGGCGCCGAUGCCCGCGGGGCGCAGCGGGCUGGGGGUGGCCGUCACCGUGGAGCCCUGCCACCCCCGGGACCCCCGGGACCCCCCCCCAGGACCCCCCCCCACCCGGGGACCCCCCCCCAGGCGGCUCCUGCUGACCCCGGCGCCGCCGCGGGGGUUGGGGGGCUGGGGGGGGGCCGGAUUCCCAAAAUUCCGGAUUUUUCCCUUCCCCACCCCCCCUCCGAACCCAUCCCCCGCCGGCGGCGGAUUGAGGGGUGCAGUGGGGGGGUCGUGCCAGCGAGACCCCUCCCCAAAAUGGCACAGGGGUGUUCCCUGCCCGGCUCGGGGCCGGUUCUGGGGCCGGUUUUGGCGAUUCACGGACAGAAUAAAGGAAAUGACGGAUUUGUGGUUUAAUGGGGAGGGGGUCGGUGGGCUGGGGAGGGGUCACGGCGCCAGCGGCUCCGUGGGCAGCACCGGGGGUCUCCGGGGUCUCCACUCGGUGGGCACCAGCCCCCACAGGUAAUCGCUGACGAAGGUCCCCGAGUGCUGUGCUGCGUCCAGGUCCAGCGGCACGGCGAUGUCGGGGCCGUAGUGCACUGGGGAGGGGGAAA